Daldinia loculata is the source of this 738-nucleotide messenger RNA. Its product is annotated as GNAT domain-containing protein. The record is from RefSeq and is a predicted model, not a curated record. Lineage: Eukaryota; Fungi; Ascomycota; Sordariomycetes; Xylariales; Hypoxylaceae. Gene Ontology annotation, molecular function: acyltransferase activity, transferring groups other than amino-acyl groups. The transcript has a single exon. The coding region runs from base 1 to 738 and encodes 245 amino acids.
AUGGCGAGGUAUUAUGACUGUGCCACCUCUCCACCAAGAACCCCUAAAAUCACCGUGGAGACGACCCUUCCCGUCUUAGAGAUACAAACGUGGGCCAACCCUAUCAUCACCGAUCGCCUUAUUAUUCGGCCACUUCGUUUAAAAGAUAUAGAGGGGUUUAAUGCCCUUCACAGUCAACCAGAAGUCACAGCUUUAGCUUAUGUAGGUGGAUCUGAUCCCGAAUACGACCUAAGCUUCAAUUUUGGAGCACUGGUAAGCUGUCUCAGACCUUGGACCGAAACAAACAUAUAUUUUGCAAUCCUCAGUCGGACUUCAGAUGCCGAAGAAGGAGACUACAUUGGGGAAUUGAUUAUGCAGUUUGGUAACGGUUGGCCUAGCAUUGGUUACAUGCUCAGAAAAGAGUAUUGGGGCCAAGGGUGUGCGACUGAGGCCGUCAAGGGCUUUAUGAAAUUUUAUUGGGAUCUUCCUCGUAGUGCUGCAACCUUCGCAGUACAUCCUGAUACCAUACACGGGCCUGGAGGUGAAGAAGAAAAGUCUACUGAUUCUCCGCCUAAAGUCAAGGAGCGAGUUAUUGGUAAGGCGGAAAGACUUAAUGGUUCAAGCCAAAAGGUACUCCUAAAAGCAGGGUUUGAGCGUAUUGAGCAAAUAACCACUGGUUUGGCUCAUUUUCAAUACAUUUUCCCUCUGGCUCAGGUUGAGCUUGAAGUUUACCGCGAAAUGUAUUGGACAAGCGUAUAG